AUGGCUAACGAUCGGGCUGAUGACAUGGGAAGGUGGACAUUCGAACCUACAUUCGCUCCUCAAGGAGCAACUGUUCAGCCUGAUGGCACAAUCACGAGUGAAGAGAUUCCCUUGGAGCAUAUUCACGGAAGUGAACACAACAUCCAAUCACCGGGGGAUGUUUCGCAGGUGGCUACAGCUCCAAAUCUCCCCGGGCAGGGAAAUGGCCUUAUUUCGGACGUUGUACCUCACAUCGAACCAGUCGAACAUAGACAUGACCCGACUCUGCCUCUUAAUUCUCGAGAUGUCUGCGCAUUUAUCGUCAAUAAAAUGAUUGGAACUGGAAUAUUUAUCCAGCCACCAGCAGUCCUUCUAUUUACCCAAAGCAAAGUCGAGGCAUUGUUCUUAUGGGUCCUUGGGUUUCUUUACACCCUUGUUAGGAGGAGAGUUAAUUUAUGUAAGCAUUAUGCACUUGGCACCCACAAUUCUCAACUAAGUUUGAAUGAACAGCUGGAUGAAACACUGCCAACACCGAGGCUUCUCGCAUACACAGUAUACACCUUCUACUUCGUCCUCAUGUACAACACGGCGACAAAUAGCAUGCAGUUGGCGAACCAAGUACUUAUUAGUGCAAAUUUCCGGAAUCCAACGUUCGAGCCAGAUGGCAGAUUGCUUCGAUUCAUAGCUAUUGUGUCAUUUUCCUUCUUUUGUCUAUUGCAUUAUUUCUCCGGGCAUGCUGGGCGCAAACUCAAUCAAGUCCUUGCAUUCUUCAAAGUGUGCUUGCUAGUGAUCGUGUUUUUCGCCGGACUCGUCAGAGCAAGCCAUCACUACACUGCCGAUUGGACGAAACCUUCGAAUCCAGAUCGCUCAAGCUCCGCCACUGCUUUUCUACUUAUUGUAUUCAGUUAUACCGGGUGGGAAAAUGCAACCUUCGUUACUGGGGAGAUUGCCAACCACCGCAUACUAAGGGAUGGUUUUGUCUCAGCAAUUCUGAUCGUCGGGAUUUUAUACAUACUCGUGAACCUCGUAUUUCUUUUGGCGGUGCCAUACUCGGCCUUGAUUGGGCCAAAUGCAAUCACAGCAUAUGUCCCCUUGUUCUUCGGGGGAGGCCUUAAAGCGAAGCUAACUUGGUCUAUCCUUAUCUCAAUCUCGGCGAGCGGGAGCCUGUUAUCAGUAAUUUAUACUUGUGCUCGAGUGAAACAAGUUAUUGGCAUGAGUAAUAUCAUUCCUUGGUCAAAGUGGUGGAAGUCGACUUCACCCGUGCCACCUCCUCGCCAACGUUCGGAAGGCCGUUCAGAACGACCGACGCCAAAAGGAGGCUUGAUACUUCACUGGAUCUUCUCCGUGGUGUUGAUUUCAGCAACUUCCGGGAUGUAUAAUAUUGAUGAAGCCAUCGGGUUCCCAGGUGGCCUCCAAGCGUAUGCUUCAGGCUGGGUAGGAAUCUUCAUUAGUAUUGGUUUCCCAUUUCUUUUCCCUAGUAAAGAUUUUCUCUUCAUGAAAGCGCGACAAAUUCCCCUCCCGACGAUACGGACUUGGAGCCAACCUGUAGUAUCAGUCCUUGUGCGAUCACCCUUUGCCAAGGGUUUCUUCAGUUUUGUUUAUUUUGGCUUCAACGUAUACAUCGUCACUGUGCCUCUCCUCGGGCCUUACCAAGACGCGAAUGGGACGAAAUUAGAAGUCAAAGGGUGGUAUUAUAUUCUUAUUGUUGGUUGUAUAUUCACCGCUGCAAUGGUCUACUAUUACCUCGCUUUUGGGUAUCGACAAACCUUCGAUGCUACUCGCAAUAUCAUACAACCAAAAAGAUCGAUAGUCCGCGCUGCUAGAGGCUGUCCUCUACUACACGAGGAACAGGUCCAUGACCCACAGUAUGGUGUGCGAAGAUGGGUUGAAAUUGAAUAUGUGGAUCCGAAACCGAGCUAUAUCUACUGGUUCUUCGGAGGAUCUAAGAAUGAGCAUUAUCCGAAUUCCGCUAUAGUAGAUGUGUGGAACCAUCUUAUGGGACGUUAAGGCCGUUUGUCGCUAGGAGCUUUUUUAACGUCAUCACCAUAUGGAAUGAAGGACUUCGAGAUUCGGAUUAUAGAAGAAUGAACAUGACUUUAGAGUCAUUUCAAGGCGGCUCAAGACCUCAAUACUAUUCCGGGAGAGCAAUCUUACGAAGAAUCAUAUUGCUAUGAGCC
Molecule: messenger RNA, 2156 nt
Organism: Hyaloscypha bicolor E
Lineage: Eukaryota; Fungi; Ascomycota; Leotiomycetes; Helotiales; Hyaloscyphaceae
Exons: 8
Coding region: 1-1986 (661 amino acids)
Biological process (GO): amino acid transmembrane transport
Cellular component (GO): membrane
Molecular function (GO): L-amino acid transmembrane transporter activity
Source: RefSeq, a predicted model, not a curated record